Enterobius vermicularis (human pinworm) is the source of this 921-nucleotide messenger RNA. The record is from the annotation of a GenBank genome assembly. NCBI's taxonomy places the organism in Eukaryota, Metazoa, Nematoda, Chromadorea, Rhabditida, Oxyuridae.
AUGAAACUUACGACUUUCAAACAUCCGUUGCACUGCACAAUGCUGCUGCUAUUGUUGAUUUUGGCAGUACUGUGUUGCUGUUUUAGCUGUUUAAAAGCCACCGAGUCAGAGCUAGUCCGAAAAGUCCUGAAAGGCUAUGAGAUUCUUGAACGACCGGUACCGAAUGCUAUGUUACCAUUACGGGUAUCGAUGGGUAUCGUCUUGCAACAAAUUAUACAAGUGGAUGAAAAGAAUCAAAUAGUCGACGCUAACGUUUGGAUAAAAUUAUCUUGGUAUGACUACAAAAUUAAGUGGGAUCCGCGUAAUUACAGUGGCAUAAAAUUCCUACGAUUAAAGAAAGAUCGUGUCUGGACACCGGAUAUUUUGAUGUACAACAGCGCACAUCGUCAGUUUGAUGCUGUUUAUAUGACAGAUGUAGUUGCUGAUUACAAUGGACUUAUGAAAUGGAAACUGCCAGGCAUUUUUAAACUGACUUGUACGGUCAAUAUAGUUUGGUUUCCAUUUGAUGAGCAACAAUGUUUUAUGAAGUUUGGCUCGUGGACUUAUGAUGGUUCUAAGUUAAAUCUUACAGAAGCAGAAAAUAGCUUUGAUACAUCUAAUUAUAUGGAUAAUGGAGAAUGGAUACUAAAAAAUACCUCAGUAACUAGAGCGAUAAGGUAUUAUACGUGCUGUCCUGAGCCUUAUUACGAUAUGGAGUUUCAAUUUACGCUCAAAAGAAGAACAGAAGCGUAUGCUUUCAACCUGCUUAUUCCGUGCUCGUUGCUGACUAUGUUAACAUUGGUUGGAUUUAUUGUGCCCCCUGAAGCCGGAGAGAAAGUCUCCUAUCAGGUUUCACUGAUGCUUUCCAUUUGUAUCUUUCAAAACUAUGUUUCGGAAAUGUCACCACCUACCUCUGAAGCCUUGCCAUUUUUAGAUACGUAG